Messenger RNA from Aspergillus wentii DTO 134E9, 877 nucleotides. Its product is annotated as oxidase ustYa family protein. Lineage: Eukaryota; Fungi; Ascomycota; Eurotiomycetes; Eurotiales; Aspergillaceae. Gene Ontology annotation, biological process: mycotoxin biosynthetic process. The record is from RefSeq and is a predicted model, not a curated record. The transcript is spliced from 4 exons. The coding region runs from base 27 to 656 and encodes 209 amino acids.
CCCACCAAGAAGCUGGCCUCAAUCCGAUGAGGAAACGAGCACCGACCGAAUACUAUAUCAUUAUUGUCGUCCAGGCCGUUGUGAUUGGCAUCGCGUUGGUUGUUAUCUCUUUUCUAUUGCCUCGUUCUGGCAAUCAAGUUUAUACCCCCGCCCACAGCGCCAUUCGAUAUCACAACGUCGUUUAUGAUUCUGGGUUCCGCGAUGAAAUCACAAAAUAUCAAGGAAAGCCAUCGCCAGAGAUUGACCAGGCAUGGAAUGAUUUAUACCCAAUGACCUACUCCCGUAUAACCGGCCACGAAGCACAGAAAUUAAUAAACCAAACUAUUCCAAUUCCUAACGACCCAGAUGGAUAUCUGAUAUCGCUUGACAUUUUCCAUCAACUACACUGUCUGAACAUGAUCCGCAAAAAGGUCUGGGGCGUAGAACCGGCAACAGAAAUCGAAAAAGGGUCAAUGGAGAUGGACCAUCUCGACCACUGUAUUGAUAGCGUCCGACAGAGCCUCAUGUGUUCAGCCGAUGUGACUGCUCUCCCCUGGGCGGAACGAGAUGGAAAGGUGCAUCCUGUCGCGAGUACCAUCCACACCUGUAGAGACUUUGGAGCAAUUAUGGACUGGGCAGCGCAUCAUAAAGUGGAGAAUUUGACUCAAUUCCUGUAAUUCGCGUGUUGGGUUGGGAUGUGAAGUGAUCGGCGUUGUCUUACUACAUAGCUUUAAUAUGCAUGUCCAAUCGGAAACCAGAGCGUUGUUUGUUCUGCAUGCUUGGAAAUGGCGAAUGCUGACGGCCAAUGUAACCUUUGAAAUCGAUAGUACCUGCCGAGUGAGACCGCAAGGCUUGCCUGUAGCCCCCAAACUAGCUGUACCAAUCAUUUGCAUCCCAG